ACCAAACCUUUCGAAAGAGCACUUUUAAAACAAACAAAAACAAAGGCACUUUUAAGAGCCAUUCUCUCUCUAUAUCUCUCUCUCUCCCUUACUACUUCUCUCUCACUCUCCUACUACUUCUCUCUCUCUCUCUUGUCUCUCUCUCUCUCUCUCUCUCCCUCUCUCUCUCUCUCUCACACACACACACACACACACACACACGCAGACUCCUCUAUUUUGUGUAUCUGUAUUUUGUGUCUGUAUUGUCCAACUGUCUGAAAUGUCUGAAAUGCCAAAAAUCCCGAGGCUUUUUUCUGAUCCUGCUGAGAUCAGGGAUUACAUGGCUGGUGAAAUAAGUGACGCGCUACUCCUUGAGGCCCGAGCUGCAAUGGGAAACCCCUCUGUUUCUCCCAAGAAAAAGAGGAGAAAGAGAGCAGCCAAGAAGCAAGUGUACACAAGCCGACGUCAGAAAUCACCCAGACCUGCAUCAGCUUCCGUGAACCCAGUGAGUGAGGAAGUCCAAGUCCAGCUGGAAGGAAUUGAAUUGACUGCAAGUCUUGAAACUCGUCUUCAAGAGUUAAGGGGUACCCUUGCUUCUGAAGCUCCAGUGGCAACAGGAGACACGGCCUGGACACAACGCCAGGUGCUCGCUGGAGUCAGGGCAAAACUAGCAAGGCCUGUACUCCUAGAUGCCAAACUCUCGGCACAGAGAACAGCAACAGAAACGUGCCAGAAAUGCCUUGCAGAGAAGGCAGUUAUUCGGUGCCUGGAGUGCGUCCCACUGGACUUUGAGUACCUCUGUGGCAAGUGUGACAGAGAGGUUCACAGGAGGCAUGUCUUCCAUGACAGGGUGGCAAUAUUCCAUGGCUACCUAGAGCCUAUUCCCCCUACAAAGGCAGUGGUGAUGGAUGGGAAUGGCCAGCCUCACUUUUGUGAACAGGUAUGCCAGUUGCCUUUGCCUACCCAAAGGGUAAUAUGUGGGUGCACUGAAGAGGCUGAAGUCACCACUGGGAGGCAUAUUGCAGUGGUCACCAUGAAUGGACGAUAUGAGAUGUGUUUGCCCCGAAAGGUCUGCUCUACCUGCAAGAAAGAAUGGACUCCAGGGGUAAAGGACCUCCUACGUUAUAAUUACUGGCCAAGCACUGCCAACUGUCUGACUGUAUAUUCAUCUGACAUAUUUGAAGCGUUUUCCAAUUUAAAGUUGUCAGCUCCCUCCUUCUCAAGGCAUGCUUUUUUAAAGCUUCUGGAGCACCAGUCUGUUCAAAAAGGAAGGCCAGGGAAAGUCUGUGCAGACAUGUUUCAGAGGAGUUACUUUGAAUACUGCUUAUGCAAGCACACCGAGGACACAAUGUCUGAAGUUGACCCUUUUUGCUGUCCAGCCUGUCAACCUGAUAUGUUGGCCGUAUGCUGUGAUGGCAACCGGAAACAUUAUCGCUUCCAAAAAUCAAAGGGAACGGAGGAACCGUCUUUAUAUGAGGGCUUGUUCAUAGCAAAAGACGAGGAUGUUCUGGCUUUUCUGAAGAACAUCAGAGGAAGCAGUGGGUCAAGAGCCAAUGACAGUGGGACAUGUGGGGUCUCAAGAUUCAAGGCAUGUAAGGAGGCAUCCAAAAAAUCUACCUCCAAAAUCGAUGAAGAGGGUUUGCAGGUGGCAGUCUGCAGACACGGGAUAUUAUUGCGGGGACUGAACCAUUAUCGUGGGGAAAUAUAUGCAUAUCCUAUGUUUUUGCAAAAAGAAUUGGGAGAGAGGGCGAACGUUACAUUCUUCUGCAUGGACGUUGUCUGCAGGUACUGGCCAUACCUAAGCAAAGUGGUUGUUGAGUUUCCAUCUCUUCAGCCUUUGAUGCAUAUGAGACCAUUUCUUAGUGUAAUGCACGCCAAAGCACAUACAGCAAAAUGCGAGGUGAGAUGGGGUGGCAGGAAUCAGGAUGGAGCAGGGAACACCGUUGGAGAGGAAGUUGAACAAGUGAACAGCUUUCUCUCCAGGGCAGCUCUCGUCACUAAGUAUAUGACAAAAGCAGGGAGAGAAAAUAUGAUUACGCAGCAGGCCAUGGGUUGGAACCGGAAAAAGACCGUCAACCUCCACAAAUCCUUGGCCCACAGAUAUGUCGCAGUCUCAGAGAGGGCAAAAGUGGAAGCUGCCAGCCUCAGGGACUUUGAGGAAAAGAAUAAACUCAGUCAGCAAACAGUGGAGCAGUGGGUGUCUGAUGUUGAGCAAUGGGCAGUCACAGAGCGCGUCUACACACCAGGGUGUAUGGAGGACCUAAGGGCAGAGAUAGAAACCCUAUCAGUAACUCUUCUUCGCAAGAAGCAGGACCUCUAUCGUCAACAUGAUAGCAACCAGACCAGGCAAUCCAAACGAAGGAAAAUAAGAGAUUUAAAAAAAAAACUGAAAGAAAAGGUGUUACAGUACAACUUAUCCGAAGAAGACAAAAUUGAUGAGGACUUGGCCUGCAAUUUGACUGAGGGGUACAUCCUGCCGUGGGAGAGACAUGACGAUGGCAACUCAUUCAGGUUGAAGAGGUCACUCUUUGACCAAGUCAUGCUGCUUAAACGGUAUGAGGAGGAGCAGAUCAUCCUCGUUAAAGAAAUGUCUCAGCACAUCAGGUCAUUGAGGAAGGAGAUGAAUCGAGUGGAGAAACUGAAAGACAGCAUUAGGAUGGGCGAUUUUGGUGACAUGUCAGAGGAAGCUGCAAAAGGUUUUGAAAGUGUCCUAAUGCGGAGGUCCUCAGAACUGGAGAGUUCAUGCCAACAAGCUGUGAGCACAUAUAAUGCUAUAGUUGAUGAUUUAAGGAUUGAAGACGCUGAAUGCUGGGUGGAUUCUGAGGAUGAAGAUGGCUUCAGUAGUCCGGAGUCAGAGGAGGAAGAGGAUUAGUAAUAAUAAUAAUUAUAAUAAUUAUUAGAAAGGAAAAGAUUUUUAUGUAUUAUUUUGCUUUCUGUUAACUUUUUCCCUGUAUCCACUCUCUCUCUCUCCCUCCCACUCUCUCUCUCUCUGUCUUUCUCUCUUACUCUCUCUCUCACACAUACACACAUGCAAAUAUUCAAGUUCAGUUUGAAAUGGCUCAAUAUGCAUUAAUCAGUCUUCCUAUUUAUAUUGAGGAAGCUGAUGCUGAUUGUUUGAACAGACCGCAAUGGAAGGAGCAUGCAGUAUACUUGGCAAAGACACCUGUAGCUUGCGGUUAUAAAGUGUUGUCAUCUCUGAGUGAAAGGCAGGUAUCUGUGGCUCUUUCACUAAAGAGCUAGAUCAGGGAUGGGCAACUACUAAUGGUGGUGAGGGCCUUAACAACCUUCAAUGUUUUUACUUUGAGAAUAUUUGCAAUAAGAAAAACUAUAUUGUACAGUACUGUAUUUUUUAUUUAUUUAUUUAUUUAUUUUUUUCGAUUCGAGUGUCUUUUAUACAACAUUGUCAC
Messenger RNA from Alosa sapidissima (American shad), 3386 nucleotides. RefSeq lists its product as uncharacterized. The transcript is spliced from 19 exons. The record is from RefSeq and is a predicted model, not a curated record. The coding region runs from base 260 to 2851 and encodes 863 amino acids. NCBI's taxonomy places the organism in Eukaryota, Metazoa, Chordata, Actinopteri, Clupeiformes, Clupeidae.